Messenger RNA from Cherax quadricarinatus, 13739 nucleotides. The record is from RefSeq and is a predicted model, not a curated record. Lineage: Eukaryota; Metazoa; Arthropoda; Malacostraca; Decapoda; Parastacidae.
AGUAGAAUCGAACAGAGUCGUUGGCUGUAAUUGUGGAGUUGACGACUGAGUUGCACUACCUUGUUGGGCAGUGGUGGCCUCGUUACCCCUUGUUUGGUGCCACGCUGGUCAUUUGUGCCUCCGGGAUGGCGCUAUAGGCCUAGGGAGACUCCCUUAGGGGUUGCAAGGACAGAUGGCAUGGAGAGGGACAACUUAAGAAUAAGAAAAACUAAAUACUUGCACUCAUGAAGAAGAGGCAAUGUAGCAAGCGGAAGAAAAGAAUGGAAAAGGAAAACAAACAGGAACAUGAAAUUAAUUUGAGCAAAACAGAACUAACCUGCAAGAGUCGCCACUAUACUUCAUGGGCAGAAGUGUUACUGGUGAAAUGUCAUAGAAAGGGUCUUUUCUUUAAAACCAUUAAUCCACAUAUUGAACUUAAAAGUUUGGUAGCUAAGAAUUUAUUAAGAACUGACACAGUAAUGAGUUUUUGUUUUAUUUUGCUUUCACAGCUUCAGCAGCAAAUGUUAUCACAGCUAAGUUCCAAUACUCAACCAGAAGUCACCAUCACACCUCAGGUUAAGAAUGAGCGCAAGCGUCCUGCGUCAAGUAUGAGCAACAACAAUGAGAAUCAAGAAGAUUGUAGUCAGGUUGGAGAGAUGCAAUUUAAGCGCAAACGCACAGCAUUCAAUGAAAAACAAUAUAAAGUUCUGGAGGUUUGUUUCUCUUAUGAUAUUUACUAUGGUGUGGCACCAGGGGACAGCAAAACAUUCAAGAAUGCAAGUGAUCCUGAUGCUCGGUGGUACUGCAUUCAAUGCCCCUCUACUUUUAUUGCAAAGAAGUUUUUAGACAGCCAUAAAGAAGCACAUGAACGAGAGACUCUGUACUGCCCACAUUGCAAUAUGGGAUUCACUCACAAAGUGUUAUUAGAUACUCAUAAAAUAUCAAAAUGCAGCUCCAAAACUGGCAUUGAUUUGACUCACCUUGAGGAGGAGGAAGGAUUGGAUAACUCUGAUGCUUAUAUUAAAGAAAACAUUAAAAACAUUACAAGACAAUCACAGGCCAGUCAACAGAACUCGCCAACACCACUUCAGGCUGCUUUACCUCUGCUGUUGCUACAAAAGUUGCAGAAACAGCAGCAAAUGCAAGAAUCUCCUUCAUCUCCCCCACCACUUAUAGAUGCAGAAAUGUUGUCGCAGAUGGAAGAUAGUCGCUUGAUAAAACAGCAGAAGCAGCGGUUGAUGCAGCAGUUGCUGCUGGCACAGUUGCACCAAGUGCAGAAAGCUAGGUUACCAAAAGAUGCAAUAAAAGAAGAAAGAAAUGCAAAUGAAAAGCAAGAAGAUAGCCAAACAGAAGAGAAUCAGAUUGAGGAAAAACAAGAAGACAAGCAAAUACAGUUGCAGGAGCAGCAACAACAACUGCAGUUACAACUUCAGCAUAUACAGCAGCAGCAUUUGCAGCACCAACUCUUACUUCAACAGCAAGAGAUAAAGAGGGUACAGGAAGUACCAAAAGUCUCACUUACACUUGGUGGCUUAACUAUAUUUCCUGUGCCAGCAUCAAGUUCACAGGAAACAAAGUUAAAUGUGAAGAAAGAGAUCAGGGACAGGGAAGAUGAAGAAGAAAAUAAAGAGGAGGAAGAAGAAAAGCAACCAAUGACAUUACAAGACCAAAUAUCUUCUAUACUACAAAGUCAUGGUCUCAAGUCUCCAUGGAAAACACCUAUCAACAUAAAGUCUGAGCCGGUAGAUACCAUGCAGAUGUCAAAGGAAAGAGAGUCCAUGCAAGAGCAAAUUGAGGCAAUUCUUCGCCAUCAGGAAGAACAGCGGCGCAAGUUAGAGAAAAAUAAUGAAGAUGAUGUUACAGAUGAAACUGACUUAAACAACAUGAAGCGACACCGCAGAAGAACAACUGUAUUUAAUGAGGCUCAGCUACGCACACUGUACUUGCACUUCACGUAUUGCAACUUUCCCGAUCCUUCCAUUUUUAACUCCAAGGAAAAACCAUACAAAUGUCGUGAUUGUGGCAUGUCCUUUGCUAUGCUUACGUUCUUAGUAAAGCACAGUAUGCGUCACAAUGGAGAUACAGACCAGGAUGCGUGUGUACGCACCUGCCCUCUUUGCUUGCAGAAAUGGAACAAGGAAGUGUUUGCAUCACACCUUAAAAGCAGACACAAUGUAAAUCUUAGCCUGGUUGAUGAGAAGUUGGGAGGGGCUUUAAUGUGCUACCUGUGUGAGGAAAAAUUUACUGAUCAAGAAAGUCUCAUGAUUCAUAAACAUAAACAUUUAAAAGAUGAUUAUGGAGAUCCCCCACAAUGCUCGAAAUGCAAGACUACAUUUGUUAAUGCCAUCUGCUUAGAAGCUCACAUGGAGACCCAUAAACACAAUGAAUGGAAUUAUAAAUGUAAUCUCUGUGGGGCUCUUUUUCUCGACAAGAUAUUACUAACAUCACACAGGAUGGGUCAUGGGGUGCCAUUAGCACCUGUUAGCACUAUCGAUAGAUCAAGAAGUCAACUGCAACACACUUCUGUGAGGGCAAUACAUGCUCGAGCAAGAAAGACCGUAGCAUCAGCCAUCACAAGUCUCAAUAAUUCUGAAAACAAUGAAGCUGCUUCAGAGUCAGACUCUGCAAAAUCAGACUGUAGCGUGUCCUGUAGUACCCAUAUAUCAAGUCCAUCAACCUCAAAGGCCUCAAUUUCACCAGCCUCAACCGUUUCAGCUAUUGUUUCACCCCCAAUAAUAACCUCUCCUUCCACGAUAAUCACCCCAUCCUCUAUAAACAACUUGCCAUUUACUUCUGCUUCAGGGCCUGUCAGUUAUGUUAAAUUAAUACCUGUGCAACUUGUCCCUGUCAACUCCAUUAAUAAUAAAGCAACAGGGCAGAAAACUGCUAGCUUUACUACUGUGACAUCUGGAAGCCUCACAACCCCCACCACCACCUUCAUCUCUGUUCCUGUCUCGCUGAAGGGCUCUUCAGAAACCAAUCCCAUUCUUAAUUAUCUUCUAGAGGCAUCUCCAUCUCCUACUAAAUUAUCUGAUGACAAGCCACCCGCCAAGAAAGUGAAACUUAAGGCCUUGCCCAAUCUCAUUCCUAUAAGUCAGAGUUCGAUUUUACCAUUAAAAGAAAUAAAUACAGAUGGAGUGCAAAAAGUGCCACCACUAAUAGAAAAGAUCAAGAAAGUGAGAGAAGUGAAAAAUGGUAUUAGUGUUGAUAGCCAGAAUAAUGGAAAAAUCCUUGAUCUUGAAAGUGUUGCAACAAAAGAAAAGGGUGUUAACAAGAGUAAUGACAAUGAAACUGGCAUACAGAAGAUAGUGAAUGACAGUGAUACUCAUGAUCAGCUGAACAUCAAAAAGGAAGAUACAGGCCAACAGGUUGCAAGCAAGAAAAGAUACGUGCCAAUUCUACCAAUGAUUCCAGUCCAGUUAGCACCUCGGGAACCUCAGCCAACACAACAGCCUUCAACUACUGACACAGUGACACCUCAGCGAGCUAGAAGCACUCGUAAUGUGACAAAUAAAAGGCUCUGGCAGACGUUUGAUUUAGUUGGGUAUAAAAGAAGGAGAAGUCCAACAUAUUUUACUGGCAACCAGCGUGAAAUCCUAGAAGCUCAUUUUGAACAUGACAAUUUUCCAGAACCUGGGGAGCAAAUGGCCAUUUCAAUUUUAUUAGGAGUUGAAUAUGCUGUUGUUAAAACCUGGUUCCAAAAUACACGGAAAAAUUACAGAAAACAACUGAAGGAAGUGGCUAAAUAUGAAGGGGCUGGGCCUUUUCCUUGUUACAAAUGCAGUGUGUCAUUCAUCGACAGGGAAAACCUCGAUAAGCAUUAUGAGAAACACUACAAUGAGACAAGCUUCCACUGUCUUGAAUGUGGAAUCUACUUUUCCCAUCCAGCUGUUUUAAAUACUCACUUGAUGAGACAUGUGUCAAAAGCGGCUGAUAGCAAAAGAAAGAAAUUUGCUACCGAAGCUCCCAUGCUAAUGACAUCUAGUCAAAUGGAACUGGCAGAAACUUUUGAGGAAGGUAAUGAGAGUAUGAGUGAUUCUGACUCAAAUGAUGAAGGAAGUGAACCUCCAGACAAUGACAAUUUCAAUCUUGUGUCAAGGUCACAUGAUGAUUCAAUGGAUGGUAUGUCUGAGGAUUUUGAUGAUUAUCAUCCAAUUAUGGCUGUGGAGUGUAUCCUCGACAACUCUUCAGAAGAAGAAUAUGAAACUGAAUCAACAAAUGAAUCACCAGUCAAGAAUGGAGGCCACCAAUGCUCAUCAUGUAAGGAGAGCUUUGCUUCUUUGAUAGCACUCAAGGAGCACUACCCACUUAAGUGUAUUAACACAAAACUUUUGCGAAAGCCUGGGGAGUGGAGACGGAAAAAAGCUAAGCGGAAACACAAAAUUGGAAAUGAAAUUCGCUGCAUUGAAUGCCAUUUAGUCUUCCCAGAUCGAGCUUCAUUCUUAGACCACUUUAGCUCAAGUAAAUGUGAUGUUGGCAGACAGAGAAUAGAAUACACUGAUGAAGAACAAGCAAUUCUGGUUACACAUUACAAUAGAAAUAACUUCCCCUUGCCGUCAGAAAUGAGUAUGCUGGCAAGACGUUUGGGUGUCCGUUAUCGACAGAUCAUGCACUGGUUUCAGAAUCGUCGGAGUAAGGAGAGAAAACAGCAGAAAGAGAGUAAAUAUCCACCAGUUGAGUGUCAGGAUUGCAAAGCUUCCUUUGUGACAGAUGGCAAUUUGCAGCGCCAUAGCAAUGCUGUACAUAAGCAGGCCAAUAUAUCCGAAUGUGAGUUUGCUUGCUUGGUUCCGGGAUGUGGUGCUGUGUUCAACAAUGCAGAUUUGCUGGUGACUCACAGAUUGACUCAUCAGCUUGAUGGUGCUGCUGGGCACAACGAUGAGGAACGAAGAAAGCAACACAUUCUUAAGCUGGAAGGAAGCAAGCAUGAAGAAUUGGAAGGAGAAGAAGCAAUUAACUCACAAAAAGCCAUGAUUAAAAUGUGCUCCAUUUGUGAUGCAGCAUUCCUUUGCCAGGCAGACCUCAUUGCUCACCAGGAGAUGCAUAAAUCAUCUUGGGUUCAGAAUAUGGAGGACAACACACCACCACACUACGGGCGUGUCCCUUUGUGGAAUUUCACUGUGUUUGAGGCUCACUACUUUCACAAUAACUUCCCGGACCCCAUGGAUAUUGGAUAUAUCGCUCAACGUCUGGAAAUAGAUCCACUUGAUGUUCAUAUAUGGUUCAAGGAACGAAGAAAACAGCACAUUCUUAAGCUAGAAGGGAGCAAACAUGAAGGACUGGAAGGAGAAGAAUCAGUCAGCUCUCAAAGAUCAAUGAGCAAGAUGUGUUCCACUUGUGAUGCAGCUUUCAUCUGCCAUUCAGACCUCAUCGCUCAUGAGGAGAUGCAUAAAUCUUCCUGGGCUCGGGCCUGCAAAUUGUGUGGAAAACAGUACAGUAAUUUGAUCACUCUGGAGACACAUUCUAUACGACAUGGAAUUAAAGUGGGGCAGAAAAAUGAACAAAACUCCCAGUCUAAAUAUAUAUCAUCUACAGGAGCACCUCUUUCUGAUUCACAGCUGAAGGUUCUUGACACCCACUAUGAGCACAAUAAUUUCCCGGGUACCACAGAGGUGUGGCUUGUGGCCAAACGCCUCAAUCUAAAACCACAGCGUGUGCGAUACUGGUUCCAGACUAAACGGAGAAAAGAUCGUCGUUCACAAAAGAUGGAGACCAAGUCCUCAUGCGUAUGCUCUCGUUGUGGAGCAGGAUUCAUUAGUGAAUUCCACCUGGAGAACCAUAAAAAGCUUCAUAGAUCCAAACAAAGAUUCCCUUGCACACAAUGUAAAGCAGUCUUUAUUUCAUCUACAAUACUGGAAACUCACCAACUGAAUCAUGAUCUGAUAUCAGGAUCGAAAAUAGUGUUUCGAAAGCUCCCAGAUGGAGCAAAAGACCCAUUGACUCUGGGUCAGGCAAAACCAUGGGACAUUUUAGAAAAAAAUGAUUCAGAAGGAAGUGACCUUGAAAUUGAUGAAGGUAUAAACAUGGAGCAAGAAAUCAUAAGUGCUGUGAAAACAAUAAUGCACUCUCCUGAAAGUGAUGAGGAAGAAACAACACACUUGCUGAAAACUGACACAAAGGUUAACACAGAUAAUGUGGAUAGUAAAUUGAAAGAUAUGAAACUUCCUGAACAUUAUGAUAAGGAUGUAUCAGGUAAAUUCAGAAGAAGUAAUAAUAACAUGCCUGAUUGUCUUGAAAAUGCUCAGAAAGACUUUAAACAUGAUCUCAAGGAAAUAAAAGAUACUCAAGGUUUUGCAGAUGGUGCACUCUGUAAAACAGAGAUGGAAGGAAGUGAAUUAACUACAGUGGAAGUGGGAGAGAGUAAAUCAAUCAUAACAAAAGAAAAGACAACUAGGCUUCCCGACAAGAAAGCUAUACGAGAAGAAGUAUUCUUUGAUGACGUUACAGAUAGUGAUGAUGAUGAUGAUGAUGAUGAGCCGAGACUGAAGAUUGUCAGUGCGUAUACCAUUUCUCCUGACACUGAAGAUUUGGAUCUGGAAGAGGAGGAGUCAUGAAGGUGAGAGCCCAUAUAUCAUGUUGGUAGGUAGAAGGUAAUCUGAAGCUUUACAAUGAUUGAGCAUAAAAAAUUAUUGUAUAUAUACUUUUUUAUAUGUAUAGUACCUAACAAACUGUUUGAGAGGUCAGAUGUAUUAAUCUUUUACUAUUGAAUUAGAUGUCCAUUAUAUACAGAAAUUAAGCAAAUCUUGAUUAUUAAUGUGAUAAAAGUUAUUAAAAAAGUAUAAAUAUAAAUGAGGGCAUCUAAAAUUAUUAAUAUAAGACCAUUGUUAAGGGAAGGAUUUUUUUAUGAUUGCAUUGGUGUGCUGAUGUGGUACAAACAAGCAGCAGUUGAAGGACAAAGUAUGAGAAACACUGAAGAUAGGAUACUGUUAUUAUUUUGAGAGCCUUUUACAUGUACUGUACUGGAAUUGCCUUGUAUGGUGAUGCAACUGCCUUUGAUAUGUUUACAAGAAACGAACUAACCCCUGAUUGGCUAAUGCUGUGGGAAAAAUUUGCUCAGGGCUUGUGACUCACCAGCCAUAUAAUAAGUUUAGUGGUUGUAUAGCAUGUUAGUUGCCUGAUGGUCUGUAAGGCAGCAGGUCAGUAUACAAUGAUGCUCAUGCUAUACAGCAUUUUUAAUAUGCCAUGUCGGAUUAGAAAACUGACCAAUAGGAAAUUUUGACAUAGCUCAAUACUUUAAAAAUUUAAUGUGAUAUAACAUAAACAAUAAAUUCUCCCAAGUUUUCACUCUUGUUAGUAACAUGUUAGAAAGUUUAUGUUGCUCAAAGUAGAGUGUUCAAAAUAUAAUUUUCAAUUUGAUUUUUCAUCUGAUAACUGAUAUGAUAUUAAAGGUCUUCUGUAUUGCAAUGAGUCACUUCGACAUUUCCGCAAUCAUCUUUAAUAUCUUUGAGUAAGAAAUCAAUACCAUUUCAGUGGAGAUUAAUAUUUUGAACACAUAUGUAGUCUUCAACCAGUACGUGUAUAGUUGAGUGAUAUCCUGUUGUUCACAACCUCGUUAUAACCAAGUAUUUGAAUCAUGAUUGUCUAUUAUGUGUAGGGUCAUUGCUCACCCAUCUACCUUUCAUGGGAAAAGUCUCAGAUAGAUGUUUUAUUUAUUAAUUUUUUAACCUUUACCUGAUAUUUCUCUCUUCUGUUAUUUUAAAGUUGAGAAAAUUCAUAAAAUUUGUUAUAAACCCAUACAUCAUCAGCUUCAAUAAUAUUUAUUACAUCAUGUGUACAUUAGUAACCAAUACAUUCCAUAAUAGUUUGGCAUUUGUAAACCAUUUGGCUUGACAAUGUAAAAUCUGUGCCAAAGUACAUAUAGUACUGUAUGUAUGUGUAGACUUUUGCUAGUUUAAAUGCUCUAUUGUAAGAGCUGGGUGCAUGUCUUUCCCUUUAUCCCAAUGCAUAGUACCCAGUCCUUAGUUCCCUACAUUCCUUUUCCAUAAUAGUGUUAUCUUCACAAUAAUGUGAAGUUAACAGUUUUAUGGCUGUUUUAUGAGGGCCUUGGAAAAGAGAAUGAUAGGGCAUUCUUUGACUGGUUUCAUAACCUUUGCAGCCCAAUCUGAGGCCAAACCUAGGAAGCUUGAAUAUUUUGCUUCAUCCACCCUACUAAUUAUAAAUACAUACAUACUGUAUAUAAUAUGUAAUUGCUAUUAUUACUAGCAAAAUGGGAAAACAGUUUAAUAGGCCAUGUUAUACCCAUCAUGCAAAACAGAUUUUGUACUUUACCAGUAAGAUUGUUUACAUCAAGUGAGGUAUUUAUCGAUCUAACUGCAUAUAUUAUCUUUUCAUCACUCUUGGACUAAGCCAAAAGAUGCAAAGCAAGUUUACUGCACCAAGCUUGUAAAUCUAAACAAUACUUAAGCCCUUUCGUGAGGGAUUUUUUAAUACUGCUACAUGGUCCUAAACCCUUGUACAAGCCUUGUAAUUACCAUCUACACCUAGUAGAAAUCUCAGAUUAUUUAUACAAUAGCACAUACCGCACAAUAACACAUACACACGAUAUUUAAGAUGUUUAUUUCUAAACAUGGCAUAGUGAUUCAGCAGUUGGUGCUCAGUUCAAAAAACAAUACAAACCAGAAGUUCUUAUUUUAUAUUUAAUUAACUGUUAUGUGGGUAACAAAAUAAAUGUAACUACUGACUCCAGUUUCCUAUUCAUACACCUGUGUGACUGCUCAAUACAAAAGCUCAUUAAUUCUAAAAAAAAAAAAAUAUAUAAUUUUAUAGUUUUAGACACCACAAAUAGAGGAAAGCUCUUACAUGUCAUGUAAGAAGUUAGGUGUCAUCUGUGCUGCAGAUUGGCCUAGCCCUUCUUUGAAGGUAAAUACAUUUAUACAGCACAUAUUCAUCAUGUUGGUUGGAUAAGUGAGUAAUGGCUUCUAUUUUGCAUAGCAAGCUUGUGUAUGUACUUUUUAUAUAUUCAGAAUUACAAAUUUUGGAUUUACUGAAUAACAAAUAUUUUUGUUAAUGAGUAAUACAAAGCUUGAGAAUAAUGAGGUUAGUAUCGGUCAUGUUGUUGUUGACCUUGUUGACGUAAGUCACUGUAGAUUACAAACAUCGUCCCAAGACACAAUGUUAAUGUCUGCCAAUUUUUACUGAAUAGUUAAUGGAACUCAUAUUUUAUGUGAAUAAUGAGAUAGUACUUCAUAUUGAUCAUAUUUUUGAGUGGUAGCAUGCAGAAGAGUGAUUUCCCAUUUUAACACUUGUAUUCAUAAUUUUUGUGAUUAUGCCAGACAUAAAUGUAAUGGUAAAGCUUUAUUUUAUUAUGGUUUAUAAGGCUUUAUUUAAAUGGAUGUGCCAUAAAUUAUACUUUUUGUUGUGUAAUCUUUUGUAAAGGCUAGUGUCUCUGGCAUUUAAUUUCCCCCACCUUUUACUAUUUGUGUUGAUUUUUUUAAAGUUUGUAGAUAAUUUUAAAUGUUUAUCUGAAUUGUAACAUGUUCAAUAAAAUAUAUUCAUCCUGUGUUUCAUAGACAGGAAAUGUUUUAUAAAUUUUGUUAUUUUCUCAUGUUCCUCUGUGUGUAUUUUGAGCAAAACAAGAAUGACUAUCUUUUACAUUCUAAGGGUUGCUAAUACAAGCUGGGUAGCAUUUUUUUAUACAAAAAUUCUAAGUAGCCUCCUCAGCAUCGUUUGUUUUGAAGUGAAUGAUGCUUUUAGAAUAAUGAUCUUUUAUACAAAUCUGUAUAAAUACUAUUUAUCUUCAGAAAUGUUUCUGAUAUAUUAUUAUUAUUAUUAUUAUUAUCAUUAUUAUUAUUAUUAUUAUUGAUAUUAUUAGAUCCAACAACCAACUAUGCUGAGGAUUAGUAAUUUAUUUCUUUGAAAGGAUCCCUUACCAAGGAGAAAUGGAAUGAGCUUAGUAGGAUUAAUUUAGCUUUGAAGCCUCUAUUGUCUCACCCACUGUUAGAUAAUUAUUUAUUUAUUAAAAGCUUACAGAAACAGGUGAUGAGUUUGGGAUUAGAAUUCAUUGCUGUGUUUAAUGGUAGGAGGCAAAAUUGCUUGUUGGUUGAUGCGCUAUAGCAUAUCUUAAAAUAUAAUUUAAUCCAAAGACAAUAAUAGUACAGUAUACUCAAUAUGUUGAUCUCAGUUUGCUGCAAUCUUCUGAGAAAACAUUCUUGAGGUCACUGCCCCACAAUGACUUUUAAUUUAGGGACAGGCAUGUCACUACCAUCUUCAUUAUAAAUUACAUUCAUUAUAUUAUCCUUUUUAUUUGUACAGUAAACUGAUAAUUGAAAUCAUUAUAUUUACAAGGUACCGAUAGACAUAUAAGCAUGUUUAACGAAAUAUUUGUCUAAGCAUGCACUUGGAUAUUCAUAUGAUUCUGUUAUUCAAAUUAAUGUGAAUGGAAGUGUACAUGUGUGUACUGAUGCAUGUACACAUGCAAUAUUGUCUGUUUCCAUAUCACUACAGAUUGUGAUGUAGUGCGAAUGAAUGUCUAUUUUUUUAAUUUUUCAGAGGUGUAUUGUGCCUAUAUUUAUUUUGGCAUCAUAUAGCAUUGAAAGGGGUGGUAGCUUUAUUCAGAGCUUAUACUACAGUACGUACAUUGUUUUGGAAUAGAUAAUCAUUAAGGAAGAGAACAGAAGAAUGUGUGGUUUUGUGAUUAUGGGUAAUUACUCUUAUUCUUUUUUGUUUCACUUUCAUAUAGUAAGCUGUUUUAAAACAGGGUAGUACAAUUUUUGCAAAUCUGUUGUUGACUGCAGUCGUGGUAGCAGAACUGAGGACUGAGUAGGGCUUUUAAAUCCUUAUGAAAGAUUACAAAUUAAUGACAAUAAUGAAAUACAAAUCACAGUACUUGUAAGGUCUGCAUUAACCACUUACAAUGACAGCUGCUCAAGUACUUACCUUCAAGUAGAUUAGUUUUUCACAGUUUCAGGUUGAGGUAGCCUCAGCAUUGCCCACAAACAGCAAAUAUAUUAGAACUUGUUUCAUGCAUCCUUUUGUCUGUGGUGCAUCAGAUUGCUGAUACUGAUGCCCCAUUCUUCUCUCUCUGAUGUGUACUUAUAAUGUUAUAUGUUCUUUGUUAUUCAUAGAUCUAAGGUCUUAAUAGUUUACAAACAAUAUUCAAAGGUGUUUUGUUCACUGAAGAUAACACUAGGAAAAUGGAAAAAAAAAGAGACAAUCGAAAUUAAUUCAUAGAUACUAGUGAUGUAAUGCAUUUUCCCGGUAUGCACAGGUGACAAGAAUCUUAUUAGCUAGUAAGUCGUACAAUGAUUGCAAGAAAUGUGAUGAAAACUGCCAUAUUGGUUUAUUAGUAUAAUUUGUCUUUAUUUAUUACAUUUUUAACCCCUUCGUGUAUCAGGAGAAAGAAUGAUAAGCAAUGAUUUCUGUUUUACUCUCUGUACUCAAAUGUCGUACUUGUGUAUUUAAAAUACAUUACUUUAUGUAAAGCAUUAAAGUUAUCUCUUAAUGCAGUGAUAUGCUGCAUAUACAAGUUCAUUAGUCACCAUGCUUUCAUGAUCUGGAAGAACUUCAGAGUCACAAUGUGUUCAGAAAUAAUUUUGUUCCUGGAUGUUGUCAGUGGAUAACACUUCAGGCUUCAUGUGAGGAGCAUUUUUUUUUUUUUAGUUAAGAAAUAAAUAACCUUAACCUUACGAGUUUCCUUAGGACACUGAUACAGUACUUGCUAGUUCCUGAGGUAGCUGGUACAUACUAGUUCCUGAGGUAGCUGGUACAUACUAGUUGUAUAUACGUAUGUUGGUAGAAUUACCGACAAUAUGUAAAGUAAAAGGACACAAGUGUAACUAAUGUGACAUUUUAUUGUGGCAACGUUUUGCUCUCCAGGAGCUUUGUCAAGCCGUUACAAACAAUAAUGAACACAGAGGGUAUAUAUAAGCUUAGAGUGAGGUGUAAUACUAGUGGUAGUAGUAGUAGUAGUGAUAUAAGUUGUAGUAGUAAUACAAUAUGGUAGAACAGUUAACUUGCACAAGAAUAAAAGGAUAUAAAAGCUAUUACUUGGGUAGCAUAAAAAUAGGUUAGACAAAUAUUUCUAUUGGACGUUGGAUUAGAGAAGGCCUGUUUCAUUGUUCAUCCUCUGUAAUGUGCUUGUGUAGUAUUAGCAGGCGGGACUAUGUGAUGGCAGGGUUUACUGUUUUCAGGAGGAUUCUUGUUAAGACUUCAGAGAUGGUGAAGCUGCCUUUGUUUUGUUGAAUUGUGUUAGAAACAGCGAUUAGUGCUGAUUCAAGGCACUUGCGUCUGCAGAAAUUAGUUUUUUUGAUCGUUAAUCUUUGAUCACUAAUUGUACGCCUAUGUACAACACCAAAAUUCCACCAGUCAUCUCAUGAAAUUCAGGGAUGCCCGAUUAGUGAUCAAAGAAACUAAUUUCCUCAGAUGCAAGUGCUUCAAAUCAGCACUAAUCGCUGUUUCUAAUGUAAUUAAUCAAAACAAAGGCAGCUUCACCAUCUCUGAAGUCUUAGCAAGAAUCCUCCUGAAAACAGUAAACCCUGCCAUCAUAUAGUCUCUCCUGCUAAUACUACACAACCACAUUACAGAGGAUGAACACUGAAACAGGCCUUCUCAAAUCCAACCUCCAAUAGAAAUAUUUGUCUAACCUAUUUUUAUGCUACCCAAGUACAUAUAAUAGCUUUUAUAUCCUUUUACUCGUGUGCAAGUUAAUUGUUCUACCAUAUUGUACUACUACUACUACUACUACUAUAACUUACAUCACUACUACAACUACUACUAGUAUUACACCUCACUCUAAGCCUAUAUAUACCUAUAUAUACCCUCUGUGUCCAUGUAUUGUUUAUAAUGGCUUGACAAAACUCCUGGAGAGUGAAACGUUGCCACAAUAAAAUGUCACAUUAGUUGCAUUUGUGUCCAUUUACUUUACAUACUAGCUCCUGAGGUAACUGGUACUUGCUAGUUCCUGAGGUAACUGGUACUUGCUAGUUCCUGAGGUAACUGGUACUUGCUAGUUCCUGAGGUAACUGGUACUUCCUAGUUCCUGAGGUAACUGGUACUUCCUAGUUCCUGAGGUAACUGGUACUUCCUAGUUCCUGAGGAAGCUGGUACUUGUGGGUUCCUAUGGAAUUUGGUAUUUACUAGUACCUAAGGAAGCUGGUAUUUACUAAUCUCCUGAGAGAUGAUAGUUACUAGAUCCCUGGACAACUAGUACUGUACUAUAAUUAUUAGUUCCUGAGGAAGGUUGUACUUACUAGUUCUUGAUAGAGCUGGUGCUUGCUAGCACCAGUUCCAGAGGAAGCUGGUACUUAUUAGUUUCUUAGGAAACAGGUACUUACAAGUUCCUUAGGAAGUAGGUACUUACUAUUUCCCUAGGAAGCUGGUGCUCAGUAGUUCACUGGGAAAUUAGUACUUAUUAGUUCCUUAGGAAGCUGGUAGUUACCAUUUCCUAAGAAACUUAGUACAUACUAGUUCCUUAGAUACUCACUAGUUCCCUAGGAAGAUAGUAUUUACUAAUUUCCUAGGUACUUGCUAGUUUCUUCAGAAGUUGGUACUUUACAAGUUUCUUCUGGAGCUGGAGCUUACUAGUUCUUAGGAAGCUAGUAUUCAAAAGUUCCUUAGGAAGUUAGUAUUUACUAGUUUCUGAGAGAGCUAGUACUUGCUACUAGAGUCACAGUAUGACUAAAUUGUUUUUAUAGUCAGAUGUCUGCCAUGUAGUACAAGUAAGUUAUUAUUUUUUCCAUCUGUUGUGCUUGUAGUAAACUGAAUUUUCACUGGAAUUUUCUAAAUAUUCUGUAGCAUUUUGCCAUAAAGGCUAACAUUUUAGACUA